Messenger RNA from Dama dama (fallow deer), 4958 nucleotides. It is a transcript of the gene PWWP3B, whose product is annotated as PWWP domain containing 3B. The transcript is spliced from 11 exons. The record is from RefSeq and is a predicted model, not a curated record. Lineage: Eukaryota; Metazoa; Chordata; Mammalia; Artiodactyla; Cervidae. Bases 1428 to 3512 code for a protein of 694 amino acids.
GGAGGAGCGGCAUUACUUACAGACUUCGGAGGCCUCGCAGAAGAGAGGAGAGAAGCUUGGAGGUAAUGGCUGUCGUGAAAAGAUAGUUAUUUUCGGAGAUUUCUGGAGACUUGGCGGUAAAGCUUAGGUUAAUGUCUGAGAUGCACAUCACCUGGGGAAUCUGUGUGUGACACCAGUUGAGCCUCAGAAGGGCAGCACAACCACAGAACGGCCAAACAGGGAGAAGGCUCUGCUGGACAAGCAGCUGGAGUGAGAGUAAAAACAACCAGAUCACAGGAGCACACCCUGAAUGAUCCAUGUGACAUUGGUUGGUGCCCAUUGAAAACACUUUAUUCCGGCUACUUUGUGGGUGUCAGAGGAUAAGAAGAGGCUACAGCAGAAUCCUCAAAAGAGACAGGAUUCUAAGUGCAGAAAGCGGGUAUCUUCCCAACCCAGGGAUCGACCCAGGUCUCCUGCGCUGUGGAUUCUUUACCGUCUGAGCCACGAGGGAAGCCCUCAAACCUGUAUCCCCUGAAUUGAAAGUGAAUUUCAGUUAACUUGGCAAUUCUCCUCCCUCUAAUUGAGGGAAAGGCCCCCUCCUUUCCCCAUCACAGGGAGGGGGCGGAGCAUCCUCUGAGAAGCUUGGAUGUGAGCUGUGCCUGGCCACUCUUGGGGGAGGGGCUGCAUUUCACGAGGCUGCAGCUGACAAGAAGCUUCAAGUUGAAAUUUUCCUGGACCUGAUCAAGUGCGUAGCCUGGUUGCUGUGUUGACUACAGCCCUGUCUGUGUCCUCCUUGCAACUCAUUCUUUCAGACAACAGCUUAGGUUAAUGUCUGAGAUGCACAUGACCUGGGGAAUCUUCAGGAAUCUGUGACACCAAUUGAGCCCCAGAGGGGCAGCACAACCACAGAAGUGCUGAACAGGGAGAAGGCCCUGCUGCGGACAAGCAACUGGAGUGAGAAUAAAAACAACGGGAUCAUAGGGGCAACUCUGCACGAUCCAUGUGACAUUGGAGAAGGACCGUCUGUCUUCAUCACAGGGAGGGGGCACAGCGUUCUCUGAGAAGCUUCGGAGUGAGCUGUGCCUGGCCAGUCUUGGGGGAGGAGCAGCAUUUCACUGAGCUGCAGCUGACAAGAAGCUUCAAGACAGCCUGUCUCUUUUUGCAGUAAGAAUCAAGACAACCAGAUCACAGAGCCAGACCCUUCCUGAUCCAUGUGACUUUGGUAUCUUCCAUAUUGUCGAUUCAAACAACGUGUUCAAGCAUCCUUGGGAAGUUCAGCUGGAGGAGAACAGGCCACACAAGCUAUAAACACUUUGUAACUCUUUGUAGUCUUAAAAGGGGCAUUGGUCAAAGUAUUGUUUGUGGUAGGGACUUCCUUCACAGUGACAAGAAUAGCCAGACACAUAAGUCUCUGAUAUUAACCUCUUGGCACAUAAAUCUAAGUCAUAAUGGAUGCUGAGUAUGUCUUAUGCAAUUGGCAAGACCAGUUGUGGCCAGCAAAAGUUUUGUCCAGAUCUGAGGCUUCAUCAAAUAGUAAGAGAAAAAAGGUAUUUUCCCUGGAAGUUCAAAUACUCUCACUGGAUGAAAAAAUUCAAAUGGAAAGCACAGAAACAAAGAUCCUAACUAAAUCUCAAGUUGAAGCUAUUGCCUCCUCACUAGCCGCACAGUCAGAGGUCAGUGACCCACCUGGAGAGGAAACAGCCUAUGCCAGGUCAUUAAAAAUGGCACUGGAUAUUCUGAAUGAGAGAACAAAUUUGAUUCAAGCAAGCAGUUCAGAUGACGAAGAGACCACUAUACUGUCUCAAAACAUACCACAAAAGCCAUCUGAUUCACCCCCUCGUAAAAAGUAUCGGAAGCACGAAGGAGAAGGAGACUUACCAAAGUGUCUGGAGGAAAAUGAAAAUUCAACAACCCUGUUAGUAUCAUCAGAGAGUGAUGACUCUCUGUAUGAUGAUAAAUCACAGGUGCAUGCAAUGAUUGCUAGUAUUCCAAAUGAAAUGGAAACAAAAUCAUCACAAAACCUCAGCUGGUGCCAGACUUUCCCUUCACUUUCAGAAGAUGAGGAUGAAAAAGAGAGCAAGAAAAAGAUUGAGCUCUCAAUUUUGCCUUUACUUUCCACAAUUAAAGAGGAAGAUGUAUAUGUUAAAGAGGAAAAAUUCAGUCCAACUUUACCAUCAGAUGGCUUCAUUGUGCCCAAAGCUUUAAAAGAGGAGCCAGAAGACAUCUACCCAGAGGCCCUGGCCGCAUCCUCUGAAUGCUCUGCCUUCUCAGAGAAUAUUGAAGAUCCUGGAGAGGGUCCGUCUGAUCCAUGUUCAGUUACCAGCCAGAAUCAACCUACUGUGGAAUCAGAGACGGAUGCUGAGGCGUUCCCUCAGCCUUCUUCAUGGGAACAUCAGAUUUCAUUUAGUGCCUCUAGCCAUUCCGGGGAUUAUUCACUCCUCGGGAGUAAUGAAAGAAAUCUUCAGAGACUGGAUUUUGAGGAAUUUGAGGAAGAAUUUCAAGCUUCUGACAAGUCAGCACGUGUAAGUUCGAUUGCUGCAUCCAUAUUAGAUGAUGAUGAAGAAGAUGAAGAACUUCCACGUUUCCUUUUUCAUUAUGAGCAACGUUCAUUUGAAACAGGGAUGAUUGUCUGGUUUAAGUAUCAAAAAUAUCCAUUUUGGCCGUCAGUGAUAAAAAGCAUCAGGCGAAAAGAGAGAAAAGCAAGUGUGAUUUUUGUUGAGGCAAAUAUGAAUCCUGAAAAGAGAGGCGUCAGAGUGCCUUUUAGAAGAUUAAAGAAAUUUGACUGUAAAGAGAAGCAGGCACUAGUGGAGAAAGCCAGGGAGGAAUACAGUGAAAGUAUUGACUGGUGCAUCUCACUUAUUUGUGACUACAGAGUUAGAUUAGGUUGUGGUUCUUUUGCAGGCUCAUUUUUUGAGUAUUACGCUGCUGACAUUAGUUAUCCAGUUAGGAAAAUAAUCAAACAGGAUACCUUCAGGAAUUUAUUUCCAAAGCUGCAAAAUGAAAAUACUGGAGGAUCAAUGUCUGUGACUUCCCAGACCAAGAAAAUGUCCUUCCAGAAAAUUCUUCCAGACCGAAUGAAGUCUGCUCGGGACCGAGCCAACAAGAACCUAGUGGACUUCAUCGUGAAUGCAAAGGGAACAGAGAGCCAUCUCUUAGCCAUUUUAAAUGGCACAAAGGGGUCCAGGUGGCUAAAAUCAUUCUUGAAUGCAAAUAGAUUCACACCCUGUAUUGAAACAUACUUUGAAGAUGAAGAUCAGUUGGAUGAGGUGGUGAAAUAUUUACAAGAAGUCUACAAACAAAUAGAUGAAAAAAUGCUGACUCGGAUAAGAGAUGAUAAAAUUAAAUUUAUCCUGGAAGUUCUUCUGCCAGAAGCAAUCAUCUGUUCAAUUUCUGCUGUUGAUGGAUUAGAUUACAAGGCAGCAGAAGCAAAGUAUCUGAAGGGGCCAUCUCUAGGAUACAGGGAAAGAGAAUUAUUUGAUUCAAAAAUCUUGUUUGAAAAGAGGCGGAAACCGUUAACAAAGGAAGAUCAUUAAAUCUUCUGAGGGUCCAGUGAUAGGGAGCUGCCAUAGAUUCUAGUUUAAAAGAAAAAUCUCUGAAUGAUUUUAACGUUUUUUUUCCAGAAAUGGGAGACUUUGGGUGAUAUGUUCACUUCUUUUUGCAAUAUCUAGGAUCUAUGACCUGUUGCUGCAUCUUCAUUUCCUUUUCUUUCACUUCUUCAACACCAAAUUAUUUACAUAUUUCAGCAGUUCUACUUUCCUGUGCAUUUUUAGAAAGCAUAAUUCCAAUAUGAUUAAUAAAGGAAAGUACUAUUUUGUUUUUUUGACAUUUUUGUGUCUAUGCUGUAUAGUUAAAUAUAGUGUGCACAAUUGUUUUAAUAUUAAAGUUGCACUGGUAUGACAUAUUAAGCAAGAUAAUUAGAAAAAAAGCUUCAAUUAUAUAUUUUUGCUUAAUUUUUAUAAAAUAUUAGACUUUCUCUUAAGAUAGCUGAAUUAUUUUUCCUGCCAUGCUUAUUUAUUUUUGGAAAAAUAUCUCUGAGAUACAGAACCAAAGAUAGAGAUGCUUUGCUAUAUAUUACAACUGAACACAAUUGCUUUUGCAAGAAAACAAUCUGGACUUCAAAAAUAGAGUAAAUGGAUUAUCUGCAUGCAGUCAAUGUGUGUGUGAAUAACAUCUCAGCAUGCAGAAAAUAAUUUUGGCAGCCUUGAACAGGAUUAUUCAUUCUACAGUUCCAUGAAAUUCCAUGUGUGGGAGUGUCUAUUGUUCAAUAGCCAGAACAGUUUCUUAAAACAGACAGGCUUUCUGCUGCCUUCAUAACUAACAUUGACUAUAUCUUAAUAUAGCCUUCUGCCCACUUAUAGAAGGCAGCUAGAAUCAUUGUAUUCAUGGUCUGGCUACUCUAGAUGUAUGAGUCCAGACUGACUGCUUAAGAGCCCACCUAGUUGAUAUAAAUAUUGGUAGAAAAUGCAAGCACUUUGUUCUGAAUCUUGUAUCUGCAAAUACAGAGUUGCUUGCUUCAAAUCAAGCAUUUUUUAUCAUCUGGCUUAUUUGUACAGUAGUUCCAGUUGCUUUCAAUAAUAUAAAUUCCAGCUGGUAAAUCAUUCCACAUUACUAAAAAGAAUAGAUGGACCAGAAUCUGUGAAUUUGGAAAUGGGUCACAGAAAAAGUCUCUGUUUGGACAAAUAUGACAAUUAUCCCAACAUAUUUACAAAUACACUAUUGAAAGUUAAAGUCUGAAGUCAACAAACUGUUUAUUCUAACUUGAAACAAGACUUUUAGUGAGAAUAAAUAUUGAGAGCUAUUUUAUUUUAAAAACUUGAUGUAAAACUAAAUCCUAAAGGCUUAAUGUGAACCUGUCUGCAUUUUUCAAAGUGAGACAAAUGUCAUUCCUGGGGUUUUGUUAUGUGUUCAGUUGGCCUUGUGUUUAUGUAAAAAUUGCAGAAAUUUGAUGUUUUGCUUUUCAAUAAAACUAUUAUACCUUU